Molecule: messenger RNA, 906 nt
Organism: Hirsutella rhossiliensis
Lineage: Eukaryota; Fungi; Ascomycota; Sordariomycetes; Hypocreales; Ophiocordycipitaceae
Product: ring finger domain-containing protein
Exons: 2
Coding region: 1-906 (301 amino acids)
Source: RefSeq, a predicted model, not a curated record
AUGGCGCCUAACCGCCCCCAAUUCAGCUCAAUAAACAACAAUCCAUCACUGUGUUCUGCAUGGAUCAAAUCUGAGGGCCGCUGCUGCCAGAGACAGAUCUCUGCUUCUGAUAAGAAGAAGAGAGACGACCUCUUGCUCGUCUACCAGAGAAACUCGCGCCACUUGAGCAUUGAAAUGGAGCUAGUUCGACUUUUCUUCUGUAACGGUUGGCAUCGUCCUGGAGGGAAAUAUCCCAUCAACGAGUCGGCGCGAGGUAAUAUCAUUCUACUUUUACAAGCAGAAAAUACUCAUCCGGCGCAACCGCGAGGACAUCAUGAUACCGCUGGCGCAGCGGAGUCGGAAAAUAGCUCAUCCGUAGCUCGUCGUGCAGACACAGACAAUGGGCGUGAGGCUAGGCAAUCUUCACCUGCACAACAGCGUCAACCACCUGCCCUCUCUGAGAUGCUCUCAACGAAAGGCCCACACGAGCAAGACAGUGAACGUACAACGCCAUUUGUUGAUACGGGGGCUCCUUCACGACAGCGCAGACAGCAAGGCAGUUUUGACGACAACCGUGGCUACCGCCGGAGCGCCCGAAUCCAACAGCAGCAGCGUGCGGCUCCUAUUCCCGCUUCGACAGCAAGUCCCCACCCGGCACUUCUUCAAGGCGACGAAACUCAUGUUGCACCUUUCAUUACACGCCGUAGUCCACGACGACUACCGGCUCGAAACUUUGCACCGGCGUCGGUCGGGCGCGUUGAUCCCAGACUUUCCCAGGCGGUCGAAGUCACGAAGGAGUGCCCAAUUUGCAGAGAUGAGCUUGCCACUGCGCAAAAUGUGGCUAGAUGCCGCAGCUGCAGCAAUGACUAUCACAUCAAAUGUGUAUUUACUUGGCUCUCAGCUAGCCAGAAGUGCGCCACCUGGUAA